Colletotrichum karsti is the source of this 1119-nucleotide messenger RNA. Its product is annotated as methyltransferase domain-containing protein. The transcript has 3 exons. Bases 1 to 1119 code for a protein of 372 amino acids. Lineage: Eukaryota; Fungi; Ascomycota; Sordariomycetes; Glomerellales; Glomerellaceae. The record is from RefSeq and is a predicted model, not a curated record. Gene Ontology annotation, molecular function: methyltransferase activity.
AUGACAGACAAACGCAGUAUCUCCACUAGUCCCAAGGGAGUGGCACCAAAAGCUGCCCGCAUCGCAUCUCCACCGCAGGCAUCAUCCCCUUCACCCCAAUCACCGGCUGAAGAAACAGUCUCCCAAGCCAACGAUCACGAAGAAGCGCCAUCGGAAUUGGAAGUUGACGAUGCAAGCUCUGUGGAAGGCUAUGAGUCCGCCAGCGACCACGGUUCAAGCCUGGCUACGUCGUUAGCUUCCAGCAUCCGGGACUACAACUUUGAGAACAAGCGCCGUUAUCACAAGUACAAAGAAGGCCAGUACCAUUUUCCGAACGACGAACCUGAGCAGGAGCGCGAAAACAUGAAACAUCACAUGAUCGUGGCCCUAUGCGACAACAAGCUUCACAACGCGCCGAUCAAGGAUCCCAAAAAGGUUCUCGAUAUUGGAACGGGCACUGGAAUAUGGGCUAUUGAGAUGGGUGAUACCUAUCCCGAGGCAGACGUUGAGGGCAUUGACUUGAGUCCAAUUCAACCUCCAUUUGUGCCGACGAAUGUGCACUUCACUGUCGAUGAUGUCGAAGCAGAGUGGUUGCAUCCAGAAAGUUCUGUGGAUUACAUCCACCUGCGUCAUAUGUACCCAUCAAUAAAGAACUGGCCGAAGCUCUUAGAACAGGCCUACAGAGCUCUCAAGCCAGGUGGAUGGCUCGAACUCCAAGACAUAGUGCCCGAGUGCAAGUGUGACGACGACACUAUUCCUCCUGGGAGUGAGUAUGCACCUGCGAGAAUGAUGGAACUCAUCAAGGAGGGCGUGGCCACUUUCGGUGUAGAUCUGAGAGCAGGAAAGAGCCACAUGGAACGCAUGGAAAAGGCCGGCUUUCGGAACCUCGUACAUGAUGCGAAGAAGGUGCCAAUCGGCACAUGGCCAAAGGAUGCUCACUUGAAAUCUAUCGGCUCUUACGCUCGUGCGGUGAUUUACGACGGAUUACACGGCAACACCAUCGGCCCACUCACGAGGGGACUUGGCUGGACUCCCAUGGAAGUGGAAGUUUUUCUGAUUCAAUGUCGGAAGGAGAUGAUGGAUGACAGCUUUCACCCCUACAUCUUCUAUCACUCAUACUCGGCUCAGAAGCCUCUGUAG